Coffea eugenioides is the source of this 2895-nucleotide messenger RNA. Its product is annotated as protein LNK2-like. The record is from RefSeq and is a predicted model, not a curated record. The coding region runs from base 333 to 2390 and encodes 685 amino acids. Gene Ontology annotation, biological process: circadian rhythm; regulation of DNA-templated transcription. NCBI's taxonomy places the organism in Eukaryota, Viridiplantae, Streptophyta, Magnoliopsida, Gentianales, Rubiaceae. The transcript is spliced from 9 exons.
CACACACUUUCUCUCUCUACACUUUUCUCUCUACUGUUCAAAAGAAGGGGAAAAAAAAGAAAGAAAAUGCUGUUCCUGGUUUUGCAUUUUUCAUUGCACGAUUAGAAAAAAUGGAAAAAUAAAAUAAAAAUAAUUUACCUGUUUUUGAUUGGAUUUGUUGAAAAGAGGUUUGUUUCUCACUGUGUUCUGAUUCAUGCUCUCUAGCGUGUCCUUCGACGGCGCCGUUCUGGAGAUAACUUAGUUGAAAGAACUGGAGAUGUUUGGACUAAGUUUGAAGCAGCAGGCGGUGAAUUUUCGGUUUGGAGUAGUUAUCGUUCGUGGAUUUUUUAGCUAUGUUUGAUUGGAACGACGAAGAGCUGUCAAAUAUUAUAUGGGGUGAGGCUGGGGAAGGUGAGGAUCAUAUUGUUCCAUAUCCAGAUGCAAAUGAAGAAAAACCUCUAGGUUCGUAUGGAGAUUGUAUUAAGAAAGAAAAGAAUCAGGAAGCUGUGGAUGUAAAAACUGCUGAACAGAAGAAACCUGCUACACAAAGUGAUCUACAUGGAGUAAAACUACAAUGCAGUUCCCAAUAUGACACAAAUGAAGAUCUUUCUGCAAUGGAAUUUGGUGUGGACUCAUGGCCUGAUCUCUCGUUACCGGGUGCUGCAAAGGCUAAUGAAGAUACUAUGGAAGACAAGGCUGCUCCUCUCGAUAAUGCUUCUGAAAUUUUCCAGAGCCCUCUUGAUGAUAGUGAGCAAGGCGAUUUUGUUGAUUAUGGUUGGGCUAGUGUUGGGAGCUUUGAGGACCUUGAGAGGAUCUUUAGCAAUGAAGAUCCAAUAUUUGGAUGUGGAAGCCUCGUUAAUGCAGAUGAGCUAUGGUCAUCUUCCAAAGAUGUCACCAGCAGCCCUGAGAAGUCAAUUCCCAUGUCAGGUGACUUUCCAUGUCUGGGGCUAGGCUCACUAAGGAGCACGUCAGAGCAAUUUGAUGUUCAAGGAGAGUACCUGUCAGAUCAAAACCAGUGCUUUACUCCAGGACAUGAGAAAAUAAACUUGUUGACAUCCAAUGUCCCGCAGAAUGUGAAGUCUUGUGCAGGAAAUAUAGGAUACACCGGAAGUAGCAAUAAUAUCUCAAUGAAGGAGAAGGCAGCUUUUGAGAUGAGUGGAAGUAAGCCAGUAUAUAACUUACAGCUUGAUUCAGGAAAUUUUGCAGUCGCUAACGAGUGUAUGGUCAAGGGGAAUAAGCGAAAGAAGUUGAAAGGCUGGAAAAAAUCAGCAGAAAAAAGUGAAGGCAGGCAUUUGCAGAAUUUACAAGGAUGGACUCAAACUGGAAACCAGUUUCUUCAAUUCGAUGCCCCAUAUGCACCAAAUAUGGGUCAAUCUAGCUCGUCUUUGGUGUUCAGUCAGCAGACACAAUUUCAAGGAUCAGAGUCUUCACAUUACAAGCAUCUCUCUAGUCCACUUUUGACUUCUUUCAUUAAUGGUACUAUGGCAAAGCAGUAUACCGCUAUGCCUGUUUUGUCGCAAUUUCAUUCUGGAGAAGUUAGCCAGCAGCCUGCCAUUUCCAGCUAUGAGGUUCCUGGGCACUUGAAUCCUUCUACUGAACCUUCUGUUAAGUCUUUGACAAUGACUCCUCAGGAGAAGAUUGAGAAAUUAAGGAGGCGACAGCAAAUGAGAGCAAUGCUUGCAAUUCAGAAACAACAGCAGCAGUUUGGCAAUCAAAUGUCAUCUACUGAAUAUUCAGCUAUGGAAGGAGAAAAUAUUGAAGCAGAGGAAAACCUUUCAACAGUUGCGUCUCUUGAGCCAAAUUCACCCAUAGAACAAGAUGAUUCCAAUACCGCAUGUGUGCCGCACGAUGAUUGCUCAGUCCAGGAUUCAAUACUAUAUCAACUUCAGGAUAUUGUAGCAAAGUUGGACAUGAGGAUAAGACUUUGCAUUAGGGAUAGUCUGUUUCGACUAGCUCAGAGUGCUAGUCAAAGGCAGAAUGCCAGUGAUACAAGCAGUAGCAAUAAGAGCAACAGAGAUGAAGUUCUCAGCAAAGAAGAAAUUAACACUCAUAACAGGUUUCUGAAGGCAUCUGAAGCAGAGACAGAAACCAACCCAAUCGACCGCACUGUGGCUCAUCUGCUGUUCCAUAGGCCUUUAGAGCUCACAGGAAGGAUUGUUGAGACACCUGAACCAAACUUAUCAGCUAAGAUCCUCCACUAUGACAAGCAAGCAUCUAGCUCAAUGAGCUUGCAAACUAACAAUUUGCCUCAAAGAUUAGAGAACAAGCAAAUUCUAUCCCAUGAGGAAUCAGAGGUUCCUUGCCUAUUUCGUAAAGAGAAUCAGUUGGAAAAAGCUUUGGAAACUUCUGAAAAUACAUUAACCGCCAGAGCUGCAGAAACUGGAAUAAUGAAAGUCGAGCCCUCCCAGUGAGAACUGAAGUAACAAAAUCUUUAGAAGGCCCACUGGUACCUGUCUGUCAUGGUUUUGGAAGGUCCAAUGCUAUAGCCAUGACCAUGGAAGAAGUCGUUCACUGGAAGUUCAUAAAAUCUAUAUUCCCUUCAAAAGGGAGUAUAUCAUAUGUCCGAAGUUCCUAUUCUGGUUGACUAGAAUAUUGAUGUCGUCACACGUCCUGUUGCGAGAUCUGAAAGUAGAUUGAAGCUACCAAACUUCUACAAAUAUGGCCGCUUCGCAUAUUGCUCAUUUGACUAGAUUAACUUGUUUGUGUCAACUUAUUUAUACCUGCGUGAUCUGUUUGCUAGACGUGUCAGUUACAUCUUCAUUUAUCCAUCUUGGUAGAUUCUUGCUGGUCAUAAUUGUAUCUGUAACAUAAUUCAACUAUCUCCUCAUCGAUCUUGGACUUUAAUUGAGCAAGACGUGAAAAAAACUUGCACAUUUUUAUGGACAGCGGAAGUAUGUUUAAGGUAGAUUUUCCGUU